AUGGAAGCACAAGGUGAACUGAUCGCAAAGGCCAUAGAAAUUUCCUUUCAGGAAGCGGCCAAGGCUCAUAUCACUGGUGCUGAUGUAACACCUUUUAUGCUGGAACGUGACCUCUUCCCGCCAGCCAGCUAUGCUGGUACUGUUGAGGUUUUGGGCGGUGGCGGAGUGGCCAGAAAUGUGGCUGAGGUGCUGGGACGUCUUAGGGUGCCGCACGCCUUCCUAACGGCCACUGUUGACGAUGUGGCGGGGCGCCAACUACAUGAGGCAUGCCCUUGCAUCCAUUGGAUACCAGUUCCCGGAUCACCACAGUCCGCGCGCACUGCUAACUACGUGGGCAUCCUUAAUGCGACCGCAGUUUGCGUGGAUGCCAACCCAGAUGCUGAGACCAUUAAACGAACCAUUGAGAUUUGUCACAGCAUGGGUGUUCCCGUGUGGUUUGAGCCCACUGACUUCCACAAGUGCACCAAGAUUGUGGACGCCUUUGUCUCAGAUGAGGGAGACUUUCGACGACCUCAAAUUAGCGUAAUUUCACCCAACUUGACUGAAUUAGAAGCUAUCUACUAUCGUUACACGGGUGAUAAUCUUGGAGUUGGUGUUGAGUGUGGAGAACGCUUUGCACGCGUCCAGUCGGCUGUCCGUGGCGCUUUGAAGCCGCUGGCGGAGAACUGGCUGAUUAAAAUGGGCCCUGAGGGAGUGUUAUUUGUGAAUCAGGAGGAGGCCUAUGCCUUCUCAUCGCCUGUCAAGGACCCUAAACUGAUAGUCAGUGUCUCGGGUGCCGGAGACAGUUGUGCUGGUGCCGUUCUCUAUCUCCGUUUUGUGAAAAACUGGUCCUGGAAGAUGGCCCUUCUUGGAGGUCUACGUGCCGCGGAGAUGUCUCUCACUUCGAAGAACACAGUGUCCGAGCAGCUGAAGCCCGACCUCUUCAGGCAUGCUGAAAUAGAGGAAUGGAUGGAUAAGGUGGAUGUUAUAAUGCUGUAA
Messenger RNA from Dibothriocephalus latus, 978 nucleotides. The record is from the annotation of a GenBank genome assembly. Lineage: Eukaryota; Metazoa; Platyhelminthes; Cestoda; Diphyllobothriidea; Diphyllobothriidae.